CGUCGUGGCCGCAGGCACCGCCGGCGGGGGGCGCGGAGGGCUUGCAGCCCGCGACGUCCGCCAGGCUCUCCGAGUCUGCCGGGGGUCGGGCAGCGAUGGAACCGGGGCCCACGGCGCCCUCCUCCGGCGCCCCGAGGCUUCCCGGGGUCGGUGAGACGCCGCCAGCUGCCGCGCUGGCCGCCGCCGCGGUGGACCUGCCUGGCACGGCCGUGCCCUCAGCGUCCGAGGAUGCUGCGGCCGCGAGCCGAGGCGGCGGCGGGGUCCGCGGGGAGGGCGCCGCGGCGGCUGGGGACGGACUGGGCAGACCCCUGGGGCCCACCCCGAGUCAGAGCCGCUUCCAGGUGGACCUGGUUUCCGAGAACGCCGGGCGGGCUGCGGCGGCCGCGGCGGCUGGUGCCGGGGCUGGGGGCAAGGAGACCCCAGCGGACGGGAAAGCUAGCGGCGAAAGCGCACCAGGCAAAGGCAGCGAGGAAGCCAAGGGCCGCUUCCGCGUAAACUUCGUGGACCCGGCUGCCUCCUCAUCCGCCGACGAGAGCCUGUCGGAUGCGGCGGGGGUCGGAGGCGAAGGGCCCAACGUGAGCUUCCAGAACGGCGGGGACACGGUGCUGAGCGAGGGCAGUAGCUUGCACUCAGGCGGCGGCGGCGGCAGUGGGCACCACCAGCACUACUACUAUGACACCCACACCAACACUUACUACCUGCGCACCUUCGGCCACAACACCAUGGACGCCGUGCCCAGGAUCGAUCACUACCGGCACACCGCGGCGCAGCUGGGCGAGAAGCUACUCCGGCCCAGCUUGGCUGAGCUCCAUGAUGAGCUUGAAAAGGAACCUUUUGAGGACGGCUUUGCCAAUGGGGAAGAAAGUACUCCAACCAGAGAUGCUGUGGUCACGUAUGCUGCGGAAAGUAAAGGAGUUGUGAAGUUUGGCUGGAUCAAGGGUGUAUUAGUACGUUGUAUGUUGAACAUUUGGGGUGUGAUGCUCUUCAUUAGGUUGUCGUGGAUUGUGGGUCAAGCUGGAAUAGGUCUGUCGGUUGUUGUAAUUAUAAUGGCCACUGUUGUGACAACUAUCACAGGAUUGUCUACAUCAGCAAUAGCUACUAAUGGAUUUGUCCGAGGAGGAGGAGCAUAUUAUUUAAUAUCUAGAAGUCUAGGGCCAGAAUUUGGUGGCGCAAUUGGCCUGAUCUUCGCUUUUGCCAAUGCUGUUGCAGUUGCUAUGUAUGUGGUUGGAUUUGCAGAAACUGUGGUGGAGCUGCUUAAGGAACAUUCCAUACUUAUGAUAGAUGAAAUCAAUGAUAUCCGAAUUAUUGGAGCCAUUACAGUGGUGAUCCUUCUAGGUAUCUCGGUAGCUGGAAUGGAGUGGGAAGCAAAAGCUCAGAUUGUUCUUUUGGUGAUUCUACUUCUUGCUAUUGCUGAUUUCGUCAUAGGAACAUUCAUCCCAUUGGACAGUAAGAAGCCCAAAGGUUUCUUUGGUUAUAAAUCUGAAAUAUUUAAUGAGAACUUUGGACCGGAUUUUCGGGAGGAAGAGACUUUCUUUUCUGUAUUUGCCAUCUUUUUCCCUGCCGCAACUGGGAUUCUUGCCGGAGCAAAUAUCUCCGGUGAUCUUGCGGAUCCUCAGUCAGCCAUACCCAAAGGAACACUCUUAGCCAUUUUAAUUACUACAGUGGUUUACAUAGGAAUUGCAGUAUCCGUAGGUUCUUGUGUUGUUCGAGAUGCCACUGGGAACGUUAAUGACACUAUUGUAACAGAGCUAACAAACUGUACUUCUGCAGCCUGCAAAUUAAACUUCGACUUUUCAUCCUGUGAAACCAGCCCUUGUUCCUAUGGCCUAAUGAACAAUUUCCAGGUAAUGAGCAUGGUGUCAGGAUUCGCACCAUUAAUUUCUGCAGGUAUCUUCUCAGCCACUCUUUCUUCUGCAUUAGCAUCCCUUGUGAGUGCUCCUAAAAUAUUUCAGGCUCUAUGUAAGGACAACAUCUACCCAGCUUUCCAGAUGUUUGCUAAAGGUUAUGGGAAAAAUAAUGAACCUCUUCGUGGCUACAUCUUAACAUUCUUAAUUGCCCUUGGAUUCAUCUUAAUUGCUGAACUGAAUGUUAUCGCUCCAAUUAUCUCUAACUUCUUCCUUGCAUCGUAUGCUUUGAUCAAUUUUUCGGUGUUCCAUGCCUCACUUGCAAAAUCUCCAGGAUGGCGUCCUGCAUUCAAAUACUACAACAUGUGGAUAUCACUUAUUGGAGCUAUUCUUUGCUGCAUAGUGAUGUUUGUCAUUAACUGGUGGGCUGCAUUGUUAACAUAUGUCAUAGUCCUUGGGCUGUAUAUUUAUGUGACCUACAAAAAACCAGACGUGAACUGGGGAUCCUCUACACAAGCUUUGACUUACCUAAAUGCUCUGCAGCAUUCGAUUCGUCUUUCAGGGGUGGAAGACCACGUGAAAAACUUCAGGCCGCAGUGUCUUGUUAUGACAGGUGCUCCAAACUCACGCCCAGCUUUACUUCAUCUUGUUCAUGAUUUCACAAAAAAUGUUGGGUUGAUGAUCUGUAGUCAUGUACAUAUGGGCCCUCGAAGACAAGCCAUGAAAGAGAUGUCCAUUGAUCAAGCCAAAUAUCAGCGGUGGCUUAUCAAGAACAAGAUGAAGGCUUUUUAUGCUCCAGUACAUGCAGAUGACUUGAGAGAAGGUGCACAGUAUUUGAUGCAGGCUGCUGGUCUUGGGCGUAUGAAACCAAACACACUUGUCCUUGGAUUUAAGAAAGAUUGGUUGCAAGCAGAUAUGAGAGAUGUGGAUAUGUACAUAAACAUAUUUCAUGACGCCUUUGACAUACAAUAUGGAGUAGUGGUUAUCCGCCUAAAAGAGGGUCUGGAUAUAUCUCAUCUUCAAGCACAAGAAGAAUUAUUGUCUUCACAAGAGAAAUCUCCUGGUGUCAAGGAUGUGGUACUAAGUAUGGAGUACAGUAAAAAAUCGGAUUUAGAUACCUCCAAGCCAUCCGAUGAGAAAAGUGUUACACACAAAGAUGAGGAAGAGGAUGGCAAGACUCCAACUCAACCACUGUUGAAAAAAGAAUCCAAAGGCCCUGCUGUGCCCUUAAAUGUAGCUGACCAAAAGCUUCUUGAAGCUAGUACACAGUUUCAGAAAAAACAAGGAAAGAAUACUAUUGAUGUCUGGUGGCUUUUUGAUGAUGGAGGUUUGACCUUAUUGAUACCUUACCUUCUGACUACCAAGAAAAAGUGGAAAGACUGUAAGAUCAGAGUGUUCAUUGGUGGGAAAAUAAACCGAAUAGACCAUGACCGGAGAGCGAUGGCUACUUUGCUUAGUAAGUUCCGGAUAGACUUCUCUGAUAUCAUGGUCUUAGGAGAUAUUAAUACUAAACCAAAGAAAGAAAAUAUUGUAGCAUUUGAUGAAAUGAUUGAGCCGUAUAGACUUCAUGAAGAUGACAAAGAACAAGAUAUUGCAGAUAAAAUGAAAGAAGAUGAGCCAUGGCGAAUAACAGAUAAUGAGCUUGAACUUUAUAAGACCAAGACCUAUCGGCAGAUAAGGUUAAAUGAAUUAUUAAAGGAACAUUCAAGUACAGCUAAUAUCAUUGUCAUGAGUCUCCCAGUUGCUAGGAAAGGUGCUGUGUCAAGUGCUCUCUAUAUGGCCUGGUUAGAAGCUCUAUCAAAGGACCUACCGCCAAUUCUCCUAGUCCGUGGGAAUCAUCAGAGUGUCCUUACCUUCUAUUCUUAAGUGUUCCGACACAGUGGACAGCCCUCCAGAUGGUACUUUAGUGCCCAGUGGAGUAACUGAAAUCUUCAAUGACACAUUAACAUCACAAUGGCAAACUGUGACUUUUCUUUCACUAUUUCAUUAAUUUGAAAGCACACAGGGAAGUUGCUCCAUUGAUCCGUGUAUGGAGACUUCAGUUUUAGUCAAGUCUGUAUUUCAAUCUGAAUGAAUGAUGAUGAUUCCUUGUUGCUGGACUGAAGCUCAUGAGAGUAAAGUUUUCCUUUGCUACUUGAAUAGCAAUAAAAGUGUGUUAUUUUUUGAUUGAUGAGAGGAGUACAAAAAGCCUUUAGCCUUGAGGUGCCUUCUGAAAUUAACCAAAUUUCAUCCAUAUAUCCUCUUUUAUAAAUUUAUAGAAUGUCAAAUUUUGCCGUCAGCUAUUAUUUUUAUUUCUAGUCUCUUCCACCGUGAAAUGAAAUGGACACUGCUUUUCUUCUUCCAUUGACCAAUUAGUGUUGAGUACUGUAUGUUUUCUAUUACUUUUGUAAAGGUAUCUGUUAGAUACUAAAGAUGAGAAUUAGGGCAAAUUAAUGAAAAAUGCAAAAAAAAAAAAUGAUAACCCAAAAGUGACCCCAAAGGUUAGGUUUCUGUGGGUUUAUAUAAAAUGUAGAUCUAGUAAAAAAAAGACCCAAUAAACCUUUCUUUGUUUUGUUUUUUUUUAAUCUCUAAUUGGCUAUUUGUAUUUUUAUUUGAAAUCUUAGGGACAGUUGAAGAUUUAUCCAGUACUUCUAUAUACCAUGCUGAAAAAUCUCCUGUUGUCAUUCUUCAGACCAAAGUCCUCAAAAUCAUUUGUAUCUAUUAGAAGGGAGAUCUGUCCUAAUUUAUAGUUUUCCUCAAAUCUUGAGGGAGUUUUAAGAAAUGCUAAAAGAUUUUUCUCGAGGAAAAUUAGAUAAAAUAAUGUCAUCAAAUAGACUAUUUCAGUAAACAAUAUGUGGAAUCCCACUGUACCAUCGUUUAUAAAUCAUUAAAAUAUUUAAUGUUUCAUCAAAUGGUUAAAUGGACCACUGGUUUCGUAAUGAAAUGUUUUUAGGCUUAAUUCAUUCAAUUGUCAAGUAUACUUAGUCUUAAUUAAUAUACUCAGGUUUGAGCAGAUUAUUCUGAACAUUUAAAUUUAAUCCAUUCUUAAUACUUUAAAACUUUUGUGUUAAGAAAAACUGCCAGUUUGUGCUUUUGGAAUGUCUGUUUUGACAUCAUAGUCUACUAGUACAAUUUUGACAGUGCAUACGCACUGUUACUAAAAGCUUUAUAUACAAUUAUCAAUGUGAAGUUUUUCAUUUUUUAUUCAAGGAAGGAUUUCCUAAAAACAUUUCAAGGGAUAGAUGUCUGCAUAUAUGUAUGUGUGUAUGCAUACGUAUAUGCAUACACAGAUGCAUAUGUGUAUAUAAUGACGUUUAUGUUGCUGGUGUUUUUGCAUUUUAAAGUGAUCCAAGAUUCAUUAGAUUAAAAUUUUUUUGUUUUGGUAAACAUAAGUUCAAAAUGAGAUUGAAAGGUAACAGGUUUCCUGGAGAACAAAGGUGAUCAUUGGAAGGGCAUGUAACUUCACACAGUUACUGUUCAGUUAGAAAAUGGAGAACACGUCCGCUACAGUACUGUUCAGUGAGUUCAUUGGCAUAAGUCUCCGUGGUGAAGAAUGUAUGCAGGUUUUCAUGAAUCUUGUUAGAAAUCCAUAAAAUUACUACUGUUGUCAAUAGUGCAGUCUUUUUGCUGCGUGAGCAUAAACUAAAUGAAUAGACAAGUGGAGAUCUGAUGAUAAUUUUGAAUUCAGAAUGUUAAAAUGAAGUAAUUGUUUUUCCAAAUUUUUUUCCCUACGUUAUAACUCACAGCAUUGUUCCAUUUUAUUGCAGGUUUUGUAGUGUUUUGGGGGAAAGACAGUAGAAAUGUCAUAUUAUUCAGUAAACAAUAUCGUGUUUGAACUUUUUAAAUGGAUAAUAGGGCAUGAAUUGAGUGCUGCUAUCUUGAAAUGUGCACAGGUACACUUACUUUUUUUUUUUUUUUUUUUUUCUGGAAUUUUUCCCAUUCAGGAAACCAUCAUUGUGAUCUGUACUGCAGGAACCAAAUGUCAUGCGUCAUACAUAUGUGUAUAAAGUACAUAAAAUAUAUCUAAAUAUGCAUAAUGGGGGGAGGGUAAUAUUGUCUGUGAAAUAAUGUAAGAAGCUUUUCACUUAAAAAAAAAUGCAUUACUUUCACUUAACACUAGACACCAGGUCAAAAUUUUCAAGGUUGUUGUAGUACUCUAAUAAAUUUCAACAAUUCUUAGAGAUGCUAGCUAGUGUUGAAGCUAUUCUACUCUGUUUUAUUUAUGCUGAAUUUGAUUAUUUUAAUGCCAUUUUUUUUUUAAUUCUAAUCAUUGGUGAUAACUUGGAAAUAAAUAUGCAAUGGCAUUGGACAGUUCAUUAUUUCUAUAGGUAAAUACCGGGUUUAGAGAGAAUGGUGGUGUUAAGCUGAUUAUUAAGGGUUAAUUAAAUCAAAUAUUUAUUUGUUACAUUAUUUCAUUUGUACUUUAGGUUUCCUUUUACAUUCUUUUUAUAUGCUUUCUGACGUUACAUAUUUUUAAAGACUAUGGAAAUAAUUUAAAGAUUUGAGCUCUGGUGGAUGUUGAUCUACUAAGUUUGAAAAUGUAAUAUUUUGAUAAUACUGUACUAUAACUGUCACACACCUGCUUUUCUAACGUUUUAAUGUGGAAUAUUGCAGUUGCUGCUUGUACAGAGGUUACUGCAAUAAAGGAAGUGGAUUCAUUAAAACUACUUAAUGUCUACUCUUCUAUUUUAUCUGUUUUGGAAAUCUUUGUCAACUUUGUGAUAUACCCUCAUUUAUAGGACUGUUAUUUCACAAUAUCAGAGUUUUUUGGUGGCUUUUACUGUAAUAUUCAUGCCUUGGAAAAGUUGUUUGAAAUUGUUUGCUAUCCCUGGGCCUUUGUCCCUAAGCCUCAUAGUCCCUGUCUUUUCUUCGGAAGACUUUUGGCUAAGCUGAUUAGCGAUUCUAUAAAACAUUUUCGCUUUCUUUUAUUUGAACAUUAUAGUAAGCAUGUCAUAUAUGCAGGGCGGUUAAGUUAUCUCUGUUUUACUCUUGAGAAAGCAACUUGGCGCAAUGUAGGGAGUUUCCUGAGGUCAUGUGGCAAAUAAGUGAAGAAUGUUGGCCAAGAGCCCAGAUCUUUCAUCUCCUGGGGUAUCUCUAUUACGCGUUCACUGCUGCCUGAUCCAUAACUAAGAGGUCUGGGAUAGACUGGCUAUUUCCAAACUGCUCGUCCAUAUCUGCCAGCAAAUGUGUGUUCAGGUAAUGCAAUUAAAGUUAGAAAUACAGAGUGGCUACAGGCUGGCUAAUACAUCUGAAGCCAAAUAGAGGUGUCCACUGCAUGAUCUUUACUUCUUGCUUAUUGUCCAGUAGUCUGCUAUUCAGGGUCCUUAUUUCUUUGGGGACUUAAAAGGGGGUUCAGAGGCAACUAUGAACUAUGAAUGUGGCAUUUCCCAGUAUCAUAGUAUCCAAAGGUUUUCCAAGUUGGGAUGCCAUUCAUCUUUGAGCCAGCAGGUAUUUUUUGUUCAUUCACUGGGAAGAAAAUACAAAUGCAUGUGAUACAUUUCUGUCUUUAUGGACCAAUAGGAUGGGUGUAGGUACAGAACCAAUAGGUGAUAGUUUAAUGUUGAACUCUUGGAGGAAAGAUGGCACAAGUCCUGGGACAUGCUCAUCAGGAAGUACUGUUUAGCUAGUUGAGAGAGUAGAUACACAUAAUGUGUUGGUGGGUUAACCAACUGGACAUACUUUGUUUGUAGACUCCUAAAAUACCUAAAGAUCUAAGUCUUGUUGCUCUCUAUGGAAUCCAGAAGCAGGGGUCAGGUCAGAGACCUCUUCAGAUAGGCUAUUAAAUGGCAGUGUUAAGAACUUCAGCCCAGUUUUUCCUCUUGAAUCUUCCAAUGAAUUUUGUGUUAUGGCUAGAAAGCACUGUUUUAGGGGAAACGUGAAGGCCUCUGAAUUUGUCACCUCCUGUUGUGCGGCCUUAGUGUUCACUAUGCUCACAGAUGAGGAACUCAUUCCCCAAAACAGUAGUGUCUUGUCCACACAUAUCCUCUGUUGCACUCUUCUCGGAUACGGAAACAAAUUACCAAGAUGUUCUGACCACAGCUGCAAAGGAAAAUAAAUUGUACGUUAUUGAUCCACACAAUAAGAUCAGUGAUCUGUGGAUACUGAAUACAAACAUAGAGACCUGACUCAAUACUUGCCAGAAUUUGAUUAGAUAACUGCUGAAGCUUUUGGGGCAGGGGGGAGAGAAACAUGCAGAUUUUGUCCAGGCUAAAGAAGGGAAAGCACCUGACAGGGUCAUUUUAUGUCUUCUAUCUCUAAUAACAGGUAAAAAAGUCUUAAAAUUAUGCAGGCAGUGUUUUUGAUAAACAUACGGUACACAAAAAAGUCAUCUAACAACUACUCCUGCGAGAGCCUAUUUUACUUGCUCUUUUACAAAUACAUUUAGCCCCCAUCAAGCCAUUUUUGAAAGAGGUAGUCACAAUUUGAAAAGGGAGCUGUAGUUCAUCUGAAUGACAAGCCACAGGUUAUUUUUCUUUUAAGUCCACAACAUUUUUGCUUAAUUGUAGACAACUCUUGAGUUGUCUUAAGAACUUGAGUUCCUAAGAAACUUCACUAGUUAAGAAAUUGAAGGGGCGCUUGAGUGGUUCAGUCAGUUAAGCAACCGACUCUUGAUUUUGGCUCAGGUCGUGAUCUCACCUUUGUGAGAUCCAGCCCCAUUGUCAGAUAGUGCACUAAACUUGGAGCCUGCUUAAGAUUCUCUCCCUCUCCCUCUGCCCCUCCCUUGUGCACUCUCAAAAAAAAUUUUUUUUAGAAGAUGAUAGGGACAAUUUGGGAAAGGGGGUGGGGGAGGGUAAAAAGGUAAGCUCCAAGAAAGAUUCGAGGAUUGUGAAAGAUAGACUGCUUUAUGGCUAAGUCUUU
This is a messenger RNA of Panthera uncia (snow leopard), 8681 nucleotides long. RefSeq names its product solute carrier family 12 member 2 (gene SLC12A2). Gene Ontology annotation, biological process: chloride transmembrane transport; sodium ion homeostasis; potassium ion homeostasis. Bases 96 to 3710 code for a protein of 1204 amino acids. Gene Ontology annotation, cellular component: membrane. NCBI's taxonomy places the organism in Eukaryota, Metazoa, Chordata, Mammalia, Carnivora, Felidae. The transcript is spliced from 27 exons. Gene Ontology annotation, molecular function: sodium:potassium:chloride symporter activity; ammonium channel activity. The record is from RefSeq and is a predicted model, not a curated record.